This is a messenger RNA of Diatraea saccharalis (sugarcane borer), 2076 nucleotides long. The record is from the annotation of a GenBank genome assembly. NCBI's taxonomy places the organism in Eukaryota, Metazoa, Arthropoda, Insecta, Lepidoptera, Crambidae.
UAUAACUUACAAUCAUGCUCUCAUCACAAAAUACUGAUUAUGCAAGAAACAAGUUUGUAGUAAAAUGUACCUUAAACUUAUACUUUAAUGCCUAUAUUCCAGCUACACGAGUUAGGUAAGCUCUGUGGUCUCUUACCAGGUUCACCAGAGCCUAGUUCAGAGCAAUUGCAUCUAGUGGUAAUGUUAUCAGCCGGUAUGGGAGACAGCGAGCCGAAUAACCAGCAUCCAACGCCUACGGAUAGGUUAAAGGAAGCCUUAUGCAGUAAGACUAGCUUCCAACAGUACUAUUUGGAAUUGGCAGAAUUGGCUAUGGGGACAUACAAGCACAUUGGAAGGUUAAGAUUUGCGCGCUUAAUCGGCCGCGACUUAGCGUCCUUCUAUUCGGAGUUAGGCGAGACCGGCAAAGCUGUGGUGUUUCUAAUGGAUGCAUUGCGUUCGUACGAGGAACAAGGAUGGAGAGAUCUUGCCGCUCAAACUAGAUUAGAACUAGUGGCGGCGGCGAAGAAGAUGGGAGACGUGGAUAGAUACACAAAGCUCUCUGCAACAAUAGCUUGUACAGCCGAAUUAGAAAUCCUAGUCAGAAACUUCUAUUUCGAGGAGAUGACGAAGUCCAUAAAGGUGGACUUGCGAGACAAAACGGACUCAGUGCUCGCCGAGCUCAACGAAUGCUUCAAAAUAAUCUCAGCGACCCUCGUGCCGUCCGACCGUGGAGUUUAUAUAACAGAGAAUAAAGUCCAAUGUUGCUUGUUAGUCGAAAGUUUCUUCCCUAAAGAGGUCACUUGCAAUCGUGCAGCGAUCAGCAUAGAAAUCUGCAAAGACGAAAAGCAAGAAAAACGGACGCCAGUUAAAAGCUAUAAGACUGAUUUAAAUGUUAAUGGUAGUUUAAGUACGCAGACUAAUUUGCAAAGAAAAACUUCUGAUGUAUCUACGGAUAACGAAAUUUCUACUUUAAUUAGCAGCAUAAGACUAGACGAUUUAAAACCUAAGAAUCUUCUAUUGAACCCUUUACACAUAACAUCGAAAUUGCUUUACAAAGAAGACAAAACCCUCCAGAAAGCGACAAUAGAGUGCGUUAAUCCGAAGGUCACUCUAAAACGGUCAGACAGCGCCAAGUACAGGAAACCGUCUGCUUCAAUGCGGAACAACUAUCAAACUUGUUUAGUGCAAGAGCACUUAACGAUAAAACCUGGGGUCAACGAAUUGUGUCUCGAAUUCAUGGCUGAUAAGUGCGGUACGUUCAAGAUUGGCCAGGUAUCUUUGCUUAUUGAGGGGAAAUUGGAAUUCCUCUCCAAUGUUCUAAUAGGUACCAAGAUGGGAUUCGAAGUGGUCACCCAAGGUGUGAACGUAUACCUGAAUAAGGUUGAGCCAAAGAAGGAUUUAGUUGCUGGCUUGGAACAUGAUAUGGAGUUGGUUGUUGCCAGUGGAAGCUCCCAAAUAAAAGAGAAUACGUCUAUAGUGUUGAAGACUUCAGCAGGAUUGCUUAUACGAUUUGCGGAAGAUUCCAAUAUGACUAGGGAGCUCAGUAUACCUGUGCCGCCGAGUAAACCAUUUGAUACUAUUAAAGUACCAUUGAAACUAUUCGCUAGUUUACAACCUAAGAGGGAGAAGAGUAUAGAGCAUACUGUAUGGUUAAACUGUCCGUGGUGGGAGAACGCUACAGAAGUGCCCCUACACUUCUCGCCUCCGAUGUUGGCAACAUGGCGACUGCUGACCUCGAACACGAGGAAAUUCGUUCACGUAACACUCAAGUGUACUGUAGCCCAUCCCAUACAGUUCGUACUCACUUUACCGAAGCUAGAGUGCGACGGUAGUAAUAACGUGUCCGAUUUGAAUCCCAAGAACGCGGGAGAUAUGGUAAGUUGUAUUUUGCCUUAUUUUUGUUUUUUAACUUUAAAUGGAAUUGAAUUUGCUUUUGUUGAACAUGCUAUUUUGAUCGUGCAAUUUCAAAUGAUAAAUGUAAAAUAUGGCACUUAAGCUAUAAAAGCUAAAAAAAAGUGUACCGAAGUUAGCAGGGGAUUUAAUGCAAAAACCAUUUGUUUGUUCUGUUCUUGCUUUCAAGCAUGUAGUCAAUUUGCA